Molecule: messenger RNA, 1406 nt
Organism: Stegodyphus dumicola
Lineage: Eukaryota; Metazoa; Arthropoda; Arachnida; Araneae; Eresidae
Product: mitochondrial E3 ubiquitin protein ligase 1-like
Biological process (GO): protein ubiquitination; organelle organization
Molecular function (GO): ubiquitin-protein transferase activity
Source: RefSeq, a predicted model, not a curated record
UUUGAAUGAUGGGAAAAGAUUUGUAAUGACUUGUUGCGUGUGUUGCUUAGGAAGUACGCUGCUGUUUUGUGGUUUAGACGAUGAAAUGGCAAAGUGUAGUAAGAUUAAUUUGAAGUUCUGUACGAUUUGAAACGAAAUGGGAAAAAACCAUUAAUUGACUGGUGUGUAAAUGAAGGUUUACUUACUAGCUAGCCAUUAUAAGUUUUCUUUUUGUACGAAGGAAAUGCGUAUGGUCAAAUGUAAAGAUCAUUCAGAUAACUUUGAAUGGGUUUUUUGCAAGAAAGGUUCAUGCAAGAAAUGCCACCGACAAUCCAGCACAAUAGAAGAUAUUUUUAACUCUUAUUUUUGUGAAUUUAUGUGACAAUGCUAGUAUACAGAUUCUAAUUCAGAUAAUUUUAGAAAGUUUUUGGAUGCUGUUAAGAAAUUUCAUGUGAUUGAAGAUAGAAAAAUUUGUUAGCAAGUAAUGCCAUUCAAGGUUCCGUGAGCACUGUGCCAUUUGCUGUAUGUGGUAGAACCAGUGGUUUCUUUAAGAAGCAAAUUUGUGUAGAAAUAGUUGACCCAUUAAUGGCUGAAGAACUGACGUUAUCUAAAACUUAUGACUUUUUCAUAAAUCCAGUAAUGUAUGAUGAACUGACGUUUCCUAAAGUUUAUGACUUUAUCAUGAAUUUGUCAAAUUCUUUUGUUGAAGCAAUGCAUGGUUUAGAUGAUUUUCUAGUAAUACUUGAUGAACUGACGGUUACUAAAAUUUAUGACUUUAUCAUGAAUUUGCCAAGUUCUUUUGUUGAAGCAAUGCUGUGUUUAGAUGAUUUUCUAGAUAAUAUUCUAGAUAAUAUUUUUGAAAAGGGAACAGUUGUUCUUGAAGAAAGAAUGCUAGUGGAAAACUCCACUUUGACUGCAGUUGGCAAAUUAAUUAUUGAUAAAGAUAAAGUAAAAAUAAUACCUCCUAAUCCAGGGUUGAAGUAUUUUGUAACUCCAUUGACUUUGGACUCACUGACUAAGAAAGUGAGUGAUUCAGCUAGGUUUCGCAAAAGUAUGUGCAUUAUCGGAUGUGCAGUAAGUUUAUAUUUGUUUGCUUCUACUGCAGUAAGAGGCUUUAUAAAAAUUAAACAACAAAUAAAUCGGGCAAAACAUUUGAAAGAGAUGGAAGAAGCAAGGUGUCUGCGAUUGAUGGCAGACAGUACCCGUAAAUUACAAGCCAGAUAUAAUAAUUGUUCUAGGUGUGUUGUGUGCAGUGAAUAUCCUGUAGAACUUUUAAUUAAUGAGUGUGGCCAUGCAUGCUUAUGUUUAAACUGUUCUCGGAAAAUUCAGAACUUAUGUCCAGUUUGUAGGUCUAAAAUUGUCUCUUUUGUACCAGUCAUUUUACCUUGAUAUCUGUGAUAAUUAAUAUAUUUUUAUUUUUAAAUGUA